CUCUUUUCAGUAGAAGAAAACCACUUUGGGAGCAUCACUGUGGAUCAUCCACAAUGAUUUCUCCGGUGCUCAUCUUGCUGUCAAGUUUUCUUUGCCAUGUUGCUAUUGCAGGAAGGACCUGUCCCAAACCAGAUGAUUUACCAUUUUCUAUAGUUGUUCCAUUAAAAAUGUCCUAUGAGCCAGGGGAGCAGGUAACGUACACCUGCAAGCCGGGCUAUGUGUCCCGGGGAGGGAUGAGACGGCUCACCUGCCCUCUCUCAGGAAUGUGGCCUAUCAAUACUCUGAGAUGCACACCCAGAGUGUGUCCCUUUGCUGGAAUCAUAAGAAAUGGAGUUGUGCGCUAUACAACUUUUGAAUAUCCCAACACCAUCAACUUUACUUGUAACCUGGGGUUUUAUUUGAAUGGAACCAGUUCUUCUCAAUGCAACGAGCAAGGAAUUUGGAGCCCAGCACUCCCUGUCUGUGCUCCCGUAACCUGCCCUCCGCCACCUGUACCUAAGUUUGCAGUACUUAAAGUGUAUAAGCCAUCAACUGGGAACAGCUCCCUCUUUCAGGACACAGCAGUCUUUGAAUGCUUGCCACACUAUGCCAUGUUUGGAAAUGAUACAAUUUCCUGCACAACACAUGGAAAUUGGACUGAAUUGCCAAAAUGCAGGGAAGUAAAAUGUCCAUUCCCAUCAAGACCAGACAAUGGCUUUGUGAAUUAUCCUGCAAAUCCAGCACUUUAUUACAAAGAUAAAGCCAACUAUGGUUGCCAUGACACCUUCUCCCUGGAUGGCCCAGCCGAAGUUGAAUGCACCAAACUGGGAAACUGGUCUGCACAGCCAAGCUGUAAAGCAUCUUGUAAAUUAUCUGUUAAAAAAGCCACUGUGCUAUUUGAAGGAGAAAGAGUGAAGAUUCAGGAAAAAUUCAAGAAUGGGAUGCUGCAUGGCCAAACAAUUUCUUUCUACUGCAAAAAUAAGGAAAAGAAGUGUAGCUAUACAGAGGAUGCUCGGUGCAAUGAUGGCACCAUUGAAAUCCCCAAAUGCUUCAAGGAACACAGUUCUUUCGCUUUCUGGAAAACAGAUGCUUCGGAGGUAAAGCCGUGUGAGGACGAUUUACCAAGUCAAAGCUGAAUGCCUUACUGGUAUCUGUGUUUGUCUGAGGAACUUAAUAAAAAAAUAAAGUUACUGAGUAUAUUGC
Molecule: messenger RNA, 1182 nt
Organism: Lepus europaeus (European hare)
Lineage: Eukaryota; Metazoa; Chordata; Mammalia; Lagomorpha; Leporidae
Gene: APOH
Product: apolipoprotein H
Exons: 8
Coding region: 54-1115 (353 amino acids)
Source: RefSeq, a predicted model, not a curated record